Eurypyga helias (sunbittern) is the source of this 453-nucleotide messenger RNA. RefSeq names its product E3 ubiquitin-protein ligase RNF126-like. NCBI's taxonomy places the organism in Eukaryota, Metazoa, Chordata, Aves, Eurypygiformes, Eurypygidae. The record is from RefSeq and is a predicted model, not a curated record. The transcript has 3 exons. The annotation marks the transcript as partial.
CUUGCUCCCCUCUGCUGGGAAAAUCUUCCCGUAGCACCGUCCCGAGGCUUAGCGGUGCUCUUUGCUCUUGGCAGGAACGCUGACAAUGAGACCAGCUCCGCGACGUCAGCCGGCGAUCAGAGCAGGCACCCUUUCGAGAACGUGGAUCAGCACUUAGUCACCCUGCCGCAAGCCUAUGGCCAGUUUGCCUUUGGGAUCUUUGAUGACAGCUUUGAGUUUCCGUUCGGGUCCAAUGUGCAGUCGGAAGACAACCGGGACUCGGAGAGCCGGAGGGAGCGAGAGCAUCAAUCCCGGCAUCGCUACGGUGCGAGGCAGCCCCGAGCCCGGCUCGCCACACGCCGUGCCGCUGGCAGGCACGAGGGAGUGCCCACGCUGGAAGGAAUUAUCCAGCAGCUGGUCAACGGGAUUAUCGCACCUACGGCGAUACCGAACCUCGGACUGGGUCCCUGGUGA